UUUACUGUACCCUCCGAAUUCCGGACUGAGCUCGGGGAGCACGGUGACCAGCAGCUGCCUAGACGAGGUCCACGCGGUGGAAAAAGGCCGCUUCGACCUCGCCAGCAGCAGCUGUGUGCACUGGAGGCGGAAUUGGAGCAGAAACUGAGAGAUUUGAAAGCUGCCCAAGAGGAACAUGAUAGGCUCCAGCAACGUGCAAAGGUGCUGGAGGUUGUGCUGCCUAUCCGGGAGCAACAGGUGCAGCUGCUGAAGCAGAGGCGGCAGGUGGUCUAUGGGCGGCAACAACCAGCGCACGUCCAUAAGCAGGACGACGUGCCAAGUGCCAACGCGGUGCGUAUCACUAAGUUGCAACCGUGUGUCUCCAACGGCGGGCUCCCGUCUGGUUCAGAGUCACCGUCAGCUGCCGACGGCACCUUGGAGCUUGGUCCCAAGUCUGCGGAAACGUGCCAUCGACCUGCGGCGCUGGCGCGCGCUAUCCAGGUUUCAAUCGAUUACGUCAAGGUCAUGAACCAUGCAAACACAUUCACGUCCGGCCAGGUUGCGGUCUUCACCUCCGUGCCUGCACAUGGCAGCGUGCCGCCCCACCUCCUGCGGCACAUGGUAAACACGUGGAAGCAGUGGGUGCGCGAGGCGGGUCUCGUGCUUCACGCAUAUGACGCUCGUCCGCACGACCCCGGACCACAGCUCAAGCUUGCGCAGCUGUACGAGCAGCAGCUGACGCCCACGUUUCGAGCAAUUCGGCUUGAUUAUCCGUUUUUCCUGUCGGAACUUAUGUACCUCAACUUCGAGACAGGGGAGCGUGGGGAACCUCCGCCGGACAGUUUUUGGGUACCCGUGGUGCAGGGUUUGCGGUUCAGCCCCGAGCAGAUUGCUGACGCAGUAGCCGCGUUGGCGCUGUACAAGGAGCGGACCGCAAAGGCGCUGGAGGAGCGGCGCAUAUUGGUGGCGAAGCUGGAUUCAGUCUUGGCGGCAGACCGCCGGCGGUCGCCCUGGGAAGAAGGCCCGGGUGCGAACCAGGGUCAGUCCGGCCCGCUCAAGUGCUGCGAUGUCCUUUUGGAGCUGGACUACCUGACGGCGCAACUCUACCGCAAUGUGAUGAACCAAGGCGGCGCGCUGGAGGCGGUGAAGGACUUCAUGGGGAGUAACCUCUUUUCGCUGGUGCAGGUCGUCCGGGGCAGCGUGCUGUCGUACCCGUACUUCCCUGACGCAAUCGCAAUUCUUAACUGCCUCAGCACGAUGUCGCCUUUCCCUGUCAAAUAG
Volvox carteri f. nagariensis is the source of this 1260-nucleotide messenger RNA. RefSeq lists its product as uncharacterized. The record is from RefSeq and is a predicted model, not a curated record. The transcript is spliced from 4 exons. The annotation marks the transcript as partial. NCBI's taxonomy places the organism in Eukaryota, Viridiplantae, Chlorophyta, Chlorophyceae, Chlamydomonadales, Volvocaceae.